CUCCACUACCUCUCCUCCCCUUCUCCCUUCUCCGUCACCAUGUCCAACGUAUUCUUCGACAUCACGGUCGACGGCAAGCCGUUGGGCCGCGUCACCUUCAAGCUUUUUGACGAUGUCGUCCCCAAGACUGCCAAAAACUUUCGUGAGCUCGCCACCGGCCAGCACGGCUUUGGCUACAAGGGCUCCGCAUUCCACCGCAUCAUCCCCAACUUCAUGCUCCAGGGCGGUGACUUCACUCGCGGCAACGGCACGGGUGGAAAGUCCAUCUACGGCGAGAAGUUCGAGGAUGAGAACUUCAAGCUCAAGCACACCAAGCCCGGUACUCUGUCCAUGGCAAAUGCCGGAAAGAACACCAACGGCUCUCAAUUCUUCAUUACCACGGUCGUGACCUCCUGGCUCGAUGGCGCCCACGUCGUCUUCGGUGAGGUUGUCGAGGGCUUGGACAUCGUGAAGAAGGUUGAGAGCUACGGGACGGCUUCCGGCACGCCCAAGGGGAAGAUCGUCAUCGCCGACUCCGGGAUUGUCUAAGCCUGUCGUUGCUAGGGCGGGCUGGUUUUGAUGUCGCUUGCUGGUGCGUGGCUGAGGUGUUGAAGAAGAAGAUAAUACCAUCCUGUACAUUGAAGACGUUGUACUGUUACAGUGGCUUGUGUGUCGAUAGAUACAUGAGACUCAAUAUUGCGUAUUCUUUGGUGACUAUGCA
This is a messenger RNA of Postia placenta MAD-698-R-SB12, 700 nucleotides long. RefSeq lists its product as hypothetical. The coding region runs from base 40 to 528 and encodes 162 amino acids. Gene Ontology annotation, biological process: protein peptidyl-prolyl isomerization; protein folding. The record is from RefSeq and is a predicted model, not a curated record. NCBI's taxonomy places the organism in Eukaryota, Fungi, Basidiomycota, Agaricomycetes, Polyporales, Adustoporiaceae. Gene Ontology annotation, molecular function: peptidyl-prolyl cis-trans isomerase activity. The transcript has 5 exons.